This is a messenger RNA of Cetraspora pellucida, 630 nucleotides long. The record is from the annotation of a GenBank genome assembly. NCBI's taxonomy places the organism in Eukaryota, Fungi, Glomeromycota, Glomeromycetes, Diversisporales, Gigasporaceae.
AUGAAUAACUUAAGCGAAUGCAAUAUCUGUUUCGAAACGGAGAAUAGAGAUUUUCGUAAAAUAACUUCAAAGUGUACUCAUCAAGCCAUUGUUUGUAAGGAAUGUGUAAAUAAACAUGUUCAAAAACAACUUGAUGAAAAGCAAGAACUGUUAAUUCCUUGUCCAACAAAAGGAUGCAAAAAAAUAAUGGAAAGGUACGAUAUUAAAAGUAUUGCAACGGAAGAACUUUUUGAAAGGUAUGAUUCGCUUGCCUUCAGAAUUGCAAUUCAAAAAAUUCCGGAGUUCAGAUGGUGUAAAGCUCCUUGCGGUGCCGGACAAAUCCAUAUAGGAAAAGACAAUGCACCAAUUGUCAUCUGUGAAAAUUGUGGCAAAGAAUCAUGUUACAUACACCAAGUUAUCUGGCACAUGGGUAAAACUUGCAGGGAAUACGAUGAGGACAUGAAACAAUCAGAGUUUGCUACCGAAGACUAUUUGUUGCGAAAUACAAAGAGAUGCCCUAAUUGUUUCAGACUUAUCGAGAAAGGUGAAGGAUCAAACUCCCGACAAUUUACUCGCCCCACAAUAUGGAGUUUGACAAGUUCAACAACCUACAUGUCUGAUUUAAACUCGUUGGUGAAAGACAGCGUUUGA